This is a messenger RNA of Talaromyces amestolkiae, 786 nucleotides long. RefSeq lists its product as uncharacterized. Bases 1 to 786 code for a protein of 261 amino acids. Gene Ontology annotation, molecular function: phosphatase activity. The transcript has a single exon. Lineage: Eukaryota; Fungi; Ascomycota; Eurotiomycetes; Eurotiales; Trichocomaceae. The record is from RefSeq and is a predicted model, not a curated record.
AUGGACGGACUUCUAAUCAAUACGGAAGACAUCAUCACUCUGUCCACAAACGAGCUUCUCGAAAAAUACAAAAGGCCUGCAUUUACCUCGUCGAUUCGAUCUCAGCUAAUGGGCAUCCCGGACUCAACAAACAGCGAUGUGUUUCACAACUGGGCCAAAUUACCAAUAUCCCACGAGCAAUUCGCUCGUGAAUCGACUGAAAACAUGCGCCGGCAUUUUCCGAGUUGCAAGCCAUUACCUGGUGCACCAGAACUUCUAUCAAACCUCAGCCGUGCACGAAAUGCCAAUUCUGGGGACAGGAUUGAGCUAGCAUUGGCGUCCAGCACCAAGACUCAUAGCUACAAACUAAAAACCUCGAAUCCGGAAACAAAAGAGCUACUUAGCUUUUUCCAGGCUGACAGGCAAGUCCUGGGAGAUGAUCCACGGGUAGGCCAGGGUCGAGGAAAACCGGCGCCGGACAUAUAUUUAGUCGCUUUGCAGUCGUUAAACUCGACGAAAAGUCCUGGAAGACCCCCCAUCAUGCCUAAGGAAUGUUUGGUCUUUGAGGAUAGUGUGGCUGGGGUUGAAGCUGGAAGACGGGCUGGGAUGAGGGUCAUCUGGGUGCCGCAUCCAGAUGUGGCGAUGGAGUAUCAAGCGAGUCAGAAAGCUGUGCUGGCUGGGAGGACGGGACUAUUUGACGUCGGAGACGACUGGCAACUAGGAGAUAUUGAUGAUGGCUGGGCUGAAAGUGUAUCCAGUCUGAAAAAAUUCGAUUACGAAAAGUACGGCAUUGAACGUGGACCUUGA